This is a messenger RNA of Tinamus guttatus (white-throated tinamou), 1095 nucleotides long. The record is from RefSeq and is a predicted model, not a curated record. NCBI's taxonomy places the organism in Eukaryota, Metazoa, Chordata, Aves, Tinamiformes, Tinamidae.
AUGGCCAAGUCCAGCUCUGGGACCAAGUUUGCUAAUGACAUGACGCUUGUGUCCGAGGAAAAUGCAAGGAGAGGGCUCCUCUUGGAGCACGGAGACCGGGGAGGAGGCUGCAAGAUCAAAGCGCUGCGGGCGAAGACCAACACGUACAUCAAGACGCCGGUGCGGGGCGAGGAGCCGGUCUUCAUGGUGACGGGGCGGCGGGAGGACGUGGCCAUGGCCCUGCAGGAGAUCAUCUCCGCGGCCGAGCACUUCUCCAUGAUCCGCGCGUCCCGCAACAAGGCCGGCACCACCUUCGGCAGCGCGCCCACCUUGCCGGGCCAGGUGACCAUCCGGGUGCGGGUGCCCUACCGCGUGGUGGGCUUGGUGGUGGGACCCAAAGGAGCCACCAUCAAGCGGAUCCAGCAGCAGACCAACACCUACAUCAUCACGCCCAGCCGGGACCGGGACCCUGUCUUCGAAAUCACCGGAGCGCCGGGCAACGUGGAGCGCGCCCGCGAGGAGAUCGAGACCCACAUCGCCGUGCGGACGGGCAAGAUCCUGGAGUACAACAACGAGAACGACUUCCUCUCCAGCAGCCCCGACUCCGGCAUGGAGAACCGCUACUCGGAGGCCUGGCGGGUCCACACGCCGGCCCCGAGCUGCAAGCCCCUCUCCACCUUCCGGCAGAACAGCCUGGGCUGCAUCGGCGACUGCUCUGUGGACCCCGUCUACGAGACCCCACGGCUGAACGACCAAAACGACUUCAAUUACGGUUACCUCUUCCCCAACUACGGCGUCAACAAGCAAGAUCUCUACUACGGGGUGCCGGAGUCGGGUGCUCCCAUGUGGGCCGGCCAGGAGAACACCAACCCCGUCUCCGUGCUCUUCUCCAAGCAGCAGCGGUCCAGCAGCAGCAGCGCCAUCCACCCCAACUCCCAUCGCUCGCCUUCCUCUUCCAUCCAAGAGCCCGGUCUCUCCGGGCUGCCGCGGCGGCUGGUGCCUUGCGGCCACAACCUCUUCUGCAUGGAGUGCGCCGUGAGGAUCUGCGAGAGGACUGAUCCCGAGUGCCCCGUCUGCCACGCUGCAGCCACUCAGGCCAUUAGAAUAUUUUCCUAA